AAAUAUAAAAUAAAUAAAAUAAGCAUAGCACGAACUAGGUUUUCUCCCGAGGCUGGCCGACACUGAAAUUGGUUCAGAAAACAUAACCUACCUACAUCCAUCAGAGGGGGAAAGUAUUCAUGGCGUCUAAGUUGGGGUUAGCCGGUGGCAUACCGGAGCGUCGAAUUCGACCCAUCUGGGAUGCCAUUGAUUCUCGCCAGCUCAAGAAUGCUCUCAAGCACUGCACCACUCUUCUCUCCAAAUACCCCAAUUCUCCAUAUGCUCUGGCACUUAAAGCUUUGGUUUUGGAAAGGAUGGGAAAAGCUGAAGAAGCAUUUUCGGUUUGCUUAAGUGCCAAAGAGCUUUUGUACACUAAUGACUCUGUCUUGAUUGAUGAUCUUACUCUCAGCACUCUACAGAUUGUUUUCCAGCGACUUGACCACUUGGAUAUCGCAACAAGUUGCUACGAGUAUGCUUGCGGAAAAUUUCCAAAUAACCUCGAUCUAAUGAUGGGUCUCUUCAACUGCUAUGUGCGUGAAUAUUCUUUCGUCAAGCAACAACAGAUAGCUAUUAAAAUGUACAAGAUUGUUGGUGAAGAAAGGUUCCUGCUUUGGGCAGUAUGCAGCAUUCAAUUGCAGGUUCUAUCCUUAGUUCCUACUCUUAUCUUUUUCAAUAGUUUUGUUCCACCACCAGAAAGAUAAUUCAGGUCUUGUUCCAUUUGUUUUCUAGCCUUCUUUCUUAAGUUCCUUUUAGGUGAAAAACUAAUUCUAAUCUUAUGCAUUAGAUGAAACUCAUUGGCAACUAUUUUCUUAUUUCUCACAAGUUGGAGUGGCUUCAGCAAGUCUAUCAAGUAAUCGACUACGCUUCGAUACCCAAUUAGCUAUGGUAUAUUAUAUGAAUCCUUCAUAGUCAUUCUGCUCUGUGCAAGGAUUGGUGUUAAGAGGAUUCAUUGUAGUUAGAUUUUUCUUACAUUGGUGGUUGAUCUACCACAUUUCUCUUCCUCCACUUGGGUUUGUGAUCAGCUAUGCUUUGCAAAGCUCACAUAUGCCUUGUUGAAUGACUUGUGAAAACGUGGAAAAAGUAACACAUUCACUCAUUCAGGUUUCGUAAUGUUAUGUAUCAAGGUCAAGUUUCCAAAUGGGUGAAUUUCAUAGCUGAUAUUAAGAACAAUGAUAAGAAGCAUUUAAGAAUGUUUGAAAAGUUUAAAUAAGCUUAAAUUUAUCACUUUGACUCUACCCUUUUUGAGUAAAUAUUGAUUCUUCUACCCCAAUAAUAUUUUUCAAAAAACUAUAACCUUUUCGUCAACACUCUGUCACCACCCAAAAAUCCCAAAGCCGUGAGGGAACCAACAUGUCUGGAAAGUUUCACAAGCUGUUUAGGAAGAAGAAAGAUAAUAAAUGAUAAAAGAGCUAGAAUCCGGUGCUAGUGAAAAAGAGCAAUUCACCAUGAACUUUGAAGAAUCUCCACUGCCUUUCGAGCAUGUAACACCUAGUAGAGUAAUAAUGGCUACAUCGGCUUUAAAAAUCCAAAAACUAGGUUACGUCAAUUGGGGAAAUGAUGAAUCAUGGUAUACAUGGUAUGGCUGAAAAUGUUUUCAAAGAGAAUAUUUUGGUUGAUGAAGUCAUUUGUGAAUAUUUUGAAUGGUGUCCUUGGAGAAUUUUUUUUUUCAAAUUCAAGAUAUUCAAAUAUUGAAAUAAUUUCAUCAACCAAAAUAUCAUCUCCGGUAACAUGUUCACAAUUUGAAUCCCUUGAAUAGUUGAAAUUAUCUUCUCGAAAAUGAAUUUUUUGAUAAGAGAAAAAACUAAUUCAGUCACUUAAGUGUGAAGUUCAUUUUCCAUUAUUCUCCUUAUAUACAAUACUAUAUCGUGAUAAUUACCACCGGGAGGGGGAGCGUUUGACCAUGAAAAGUUUUUACUUUUUUCCGAAGUUGAGAUAUGGAAAAACAUGUUUGACUAUAAAAUUUAGGAACUUUCUGAAUUCAACUUCAUUUUCAUGAAUUUGGAAAACACGUAAAAGCUAUUUUCACUCCAAAUCACUCACAAGAAUUAAAAAAAUACUCCAAUUUGUAUUCAUGGCCAAACACAACUCCAGUUUUUAAACAUUAUUUUUCACUUUGAAAACAAAAUAAAUGAUGUAAUAGUGGGGAAUUAGUAAAUGCUAGGUUAGAUUGUUACCCUUUUUCAAAAAUGAGUUAAUAACCACCAAAAUCACCAAAAAUUGACACCAAAUGCUCCCAAAAUCGAGAUAAGAAACCAAAAUCGAACUUGGAAUUAAAUUCUGUCCAAGUAUAUAAAAGAAUGUGAAUUUGGUCACUAACUUAGAUCCUUAUGCUAACCAACAUAUAUUUUGUACUUCUCUAAGUAGCUUUAGUUCCUAAACAGUGUCUCAAACCAAAUAAAGGUCUUAAGCAUCUAUGUUAUUGAGGUUCACAAAAAGUCAAAUUAUUAUCCACAAGUUAGAGGUGUGGUGUUGAAAUUUCUUCAUCAAUCUAACCUUUAACUUCAACCCCACUCAAUACUCAAUAUCCACCUGGGAUAGGAAACUCUUAACAAUUGGAGCUCCUUUCAUGAGCAGAAAAAAGCAUUGUAGAGACAAUGGGCGUCAUUGCCUAAGUCCUCUAUUGCUACCUAAAUCCAAAAUCUAAGUUACACUUUGCUCCUGACUAAUAUUUUUCAAUUGACAACCUCAUUAGUAAUAAAGUGGUUGCAUGUGGAGUACUAUUAAUUGUCAAGAAUGGGACAUAGAAGAACAUUUGGAGCUAAUGCAUAAAUUGGAGAAAAUUAAUCUAAUCACAUAAAUAGAGGAUACGGUGAAUAGGGAUGCAAUGUUAAAGGUAUUAAUUCACAAGAUUUGUGUGAGAAAUAACACAACAACAACAACAACAACAUACCCCGUGUAUUCCCGCAUAGUUGGGUCUGGGGAGGGUAGAGUGUACACAGACCAUACCACUACCUCAGGUGAAGUAGAGAGGCUGUUUCCGAUAGACCCUGGCUUAGGACCGAUAGUAGUAUAACAAACACAACAUAAAUGCAUAUAAACUAGUACAGUAUGCAAAAUAAACUAACACCUCUAGCUGCAAGAUAAUACUAUAGCCACAAGAUAAUACUAAAAACUAUAUUCGAAACAUAAUCACUUAAUACCACGAACAAGAAACUUCACACACAAAUAAAGAAUGCUCCCCUACAGUUAUUGACGAACUCCCACCCCUCAACCCUCUACCUUAAUUUUGUUCUUCACACCUUCCUAUCAAGUGUCAUGUCCUCCGUAAGAUGUAACUGCUCCCUCCCUGUGAUGCCUAGUCACCUCCUUCCAAUAUUUCUUCGGCUUACCUCUACCUUGCCUAAAGCCAUCCAUAGCUAGUACCUCACACCUCCACACUGGAGCAUCAGAGCCCCUCCUCAUUAUGUGGCCGAACCAACGUAACCUCACUUCUCGCAUCUUGUCCUCCACUGAAGCCACUCCCACCUUCUCUCGAAUAAUCUCAUUUCUCACCCUAUCUUUCCGUGUAUGGCCACAUAUCUAUCGCAACAUUCUCAUCUCCGCCACCUUUAACUUUUGGAUGUGGGAGUUCUUAACUGGCCAACACUUCGCUCCAUACAACAUAGCCGGUCAGACUGCCACUCUGUAGAAUUUGCCUUUAAGCUUCGGGGGCACCUUCUUAUCACAUAAAACUCCUGAAGCGAGCCUCCAUUUCAACCACCCUGCCCUAAUACGAUGUGUUUCGUCAAUCUCACGAUUGCCCUGAAUCAUAGACCCCAGAUACUUGAAACUCUCCCUCUUCUGAAUGGCCUGAGAGUCCAGCUUCACAACUACAUCAGCCUCCUGCAACACAUCACUAAACUUCACUCCAAGUAAGGUCUUGGUCCUGCUCAACCGAAAUCCUUUAGACUCUAGGGUCGUCUCUAAAACUCCAACUUAUCAUUAACUCCUCCUAGAGUGUCGUCAAUCAGUACCACAUUAUCAACAAAUAACAUACACCAAGGCACCUCCCUUUGAAUAUGUCGCGUCAAAACAUCCAUCACCAAGGCAAAUAAAAAAGAGCGAAGAGUCGAUCCCUGGUGUAACCCUAUCAAAAUCGAAAAGUGCUCCGAAUCUUCACCUACCAUCCUCACACGAGUCUUCGCGCCAUCAUACAUGUCUUGAAUCGACCUAGUGUUCGCCACGGGCACCUCCACAGAAUCUCCCUGGGAACUCUGUGAUAAGCCUUCUCAAGAUCAAUAAACACCAUGUGCAAGUCCUUCUUCCCUUCUUCCUCCCCCGAAACUGCUCCACUAAUCUCCUCACAAGGUGAAUAGCCUUAGUAGUCGAGCAAACUGCAUGAAACUGAAUUGAUUCUCGGAGUAGUCAUGGUCUUUCUCAGCCUCAACUCUACCACCCUUUCCCAAACCUUCAUAGUAUGACUCAACAACUUAAUACCUCUAUAGUUGUUGCAACUCUGGACGUCUCCUUUGUUCUUAUAUAAUGGAAUCAUCGUACUCCACCUCCACCCUUCAGGCAUUUUUGCCACCCUAAAAAUGAUGUUAGACAACCUUGUCAACUACUCCAAACUUGCCCCGCUGGUGCUCUUCCAAAAAUCCACUUGAAUCUCGUCUGGCCCCAUCGCUCUACCCCGACACAUCCUGCGAAUAGCCACCUUGACCUCCUCAACUUUGAUACGCCUACAAUAACCAUAAUCAUGACACUCCUCAGAUUAACGAGAAAAAUAUUAUUCAAUUAUGCAUCUACAUUAGUGCACCGCGACCCUAUUUAUAGACACUACAUUAUAGUUUUUUUCUAGUAGGAGUCUAUAUACUGUUCUUGUUCCUACUAUUCUAACACUACCCUCAAGCUGGUGCAUAUACGUCAUAUGUACCGAGCUUGUUAGUGAUUUAAUUAAUACAAGGACCAGUGGGGGAACUUGGUGAAGAUAUCUGAAAGAAAAUUGCUAAGGGGACGUUUAUUUGCAAGAAAAUUGCUAAGGGGACGUUUGGACAAACUCUGUUGCGAAGGAACAUACCAAAAAGGUGGUUGAAAAAGUAAUGUCAUAAAAAAGUUGAUCCAUUGCUGGAAAAUUGGUAUAAAUUGCAUGGGUCGUCUCAGAAUGAAGAGGCGGAUAGAUCUCGAACAAAAAAGUCAUCAAAAAGUUAGUUGAAAUAGGCUUACGCGUGUGAGCUGAUGACCUUUUGGGCGGCGCAUGGGAGGUCAAUUGCAAUGUGUGCUGGUUGGGUUUGGUCUUAGGAGACACCGGACCUCUUGGUGGUAUUGGUUUUCAAACAAAAUUGAUAAAAAGUGAAGCUACGUAAAUCAAAUCUUAAGGGGUCACAGGAAGGACUCACAACUCUGCAAAUCCAAUCGAAGGAGUCACCAUAAAGAUGUAAGGAACUAUGCAAAUAAAAUAUGAGGAGUCAUUGAAAAUAGUACGGUGCUACACAAAUCAAAUCUGAGAAGUCGCUAGAAAAAUGCACAAUGACUGUUUUUUUCUUUCUUGGAUGCUUCUCAAAUCAGUACUUCUCAGCAUGAUUGUUUUUUCAUUCAUAUAUUGGUGGCUCAAUUUCUGCUAACAUAGCCAUUGGUCAAACAAGCGGCUAUAUGAGUAAUCACGGCCCGCCUGCCACGGAAGCUUUUUUGACUCCCUACCAAACAGGCGGCUAUAUGAGUAAUCACGGCCCGCCUGCCACGGAAGCUUUUUUGACUCCCUACCAAUAUAGUAGGCCCCGAUAUCAUGUGAGAAACAAGGAGAAAAAUAUUCUUCAAUUAUGUAUCCACAUUCUUUACAGGUAAAUCGAUCGAUUGUUGGUUGUUGGAUUUAUGUAGUGAAAGUUGUUUCGAACGGCCAAAUUGAUUGUCUUAAGGCUCUCCUUGUUGGCGAAGGAACCGAAGGAUAUUUUUAGAUAUUUGGGCUUGAUUACCGUGAUACUUUUUCUUUAGUGGCUAAAAUCGCAUCUAUUCGUUUUUUUUCUAUCCGUGGUUGCUGUUCGACAUUGACCUCUUUAUCAGUUGGAUAUUAAGAUUGCUUUUCUACAUGGAGACCUUCAGGAGGUGGUUUAUAUAGAGCAAUCACCUGGUUUUGUUAGUGGGAGUGUAGUUUGAUGUGUCGAUUGCGCCGUCACUUUAUGAUCCAAAACAGUCAGCCUGGCUUGGAAAGUUUCUUGUACAGUAGUUCAGGAGUUUGGCAUGAUUCGUAGUGAAGUAGAUCAUUAUGUGUUUUAUCCACAUUCUGCUCCACUUCUAUGUAAUUUUUUUUGUGGUUUACGUUGAUGAUAUCACUAUUACUGACAAUGAUCAAGUUGGUAUCACUACUUUGAAGCAACAUCUUUUUCAGCAUUUCCAAAUUAAAGACCUCAGGCUGAAGUAUUUUCUAGGUAUUGAGGUUGUUCAGUCCAGAUCAGGUUUUGUUAUUUCUCAACGCAAGUAUGCCUUAAACAUUCUUGAGGAGUCGGGAAUGAUGGAAUGUAGACCUAUUGACACUCCUAUGAAUCCAAAUACCAAACUCCUGCCAAGACAGGGGGAACCACUUAGUGAACCUGGAUGAUAUGGGUGUAUGGUUGGUAAACUUGAAUUAUCUCACAGUGAUCAGACUUGAUGUUUCCUAUAUCCGUUUAGUGUUGUAAGUCAGUUUAUGGAUUCUCCAUAUGACAAUAUGACAGUUAUUGGGAUGCAGUUGUUCGCAUUCUGCGAUAUAUAAAGUCAUCUCUAGGUGAAAGGCUAGUCUUUGAGAAUCCAGGUCAUGAGCAGAUUGUUGGAUACACAAUCUCUGAUUGAGCAGGAUCACCUUGUGAUAGACGUUCUACUUUCGGAUAUAGUGUUUUAGUCGGUGGUAAUGUAGUGUCAUGGAAGAGUAAGAAAGAGUAAGAAACAGAGUGUGGUUGCUCGAUCUAGUGUAUAAGCAGAAUAUCGAGUAAUGACAGUAGCAAUUUGUGCGCUAGUUUGGAUCAAAUAGUUGUUGAGAGAACUAAAAUUUGAAGAAAUCGGUAAGAUGAAACUUGUGUGUGAUAAUUAAAGGCCCUUCAUAUCUGAUACAAAAACAACUUGGAUCGUAUAAAAAAGCAAGCCAAAAACAGUCCACAAACAAAGGGAAACUCAAGAGCAACACAAACGCAAUUCUCGGCUCCAACAAGGUGAAAAUGACUAACAAUAACAAGAGAUAAACAACAUUAUGAUAAGAAGAACAACACUAGGAUAACAACAAUCCAACGUUACAAGAUGUCAAGACUCAACAAAAACACACGGGUUCACUAGACAUCACAAACUAAGACAUGAAAUGUAAAGAUAGAAAGUGUGACAUACACUAUUACAAGGUUAAGAACCCAAAAAUGUAUUAAAUCUAAGGACCCCUAAGACUUACAAUAGCAACACCACACCCUUACGAA
Capsicum annuum is the source of this 7328-nucleotide messenger RNA. Its product is annotated as N-terminal acetyltransferase B complex auxiliary subunit NAA25-like. Gene Ontology annotation, biological process: N-terminal peptidyl-methionine acetylation. Gene Ontology annotation, cellular component: NatB complex; cytoplasm. Gene Ontology annotation, molecular function: protein-N-terminal amino-acid acetyltransferase activity; protein binding. NCBI's taxonomy places the organism in Eukaryota, Viridiplantae, Streptophyta, Magnoliopsida, Solanales, Solanaceae. Bases 120 to 680 code for a protein of 186 amino acids. The transcript has 4 exons. The record is from RefSeq and is a predicted model, not a curated record.